Molecule: messenger RNA, 1167 nt
Organism: Guillardia theta CCMP2712
Lineage: Eukaryota; Cryptophyceae; Pyrenomonadales; Geminigeraceae
Exons: 12
Coding region: 1-1167 (388 amino acids)
Source: RefSeq, a predicted model, not a curated record
AUGAGAUGUGAAGAUGAUCCUGCGAUCCAGUACAUGAUUCCCAUGAGAACUCAAGCCGCACACGAGGAGCACGUACCAGAGCAUGACGAGAAUAUCUUCAUGACGGAUCAAGAAAUCACUCGUCGGAACAGGGGGAGGAACUUCAACACUCAGAGAGAACUUUGCCCUUUCUUCGAAUCUGGAUCGGGAGCAAACGAAUCAUUCGGGGCGCUAGAGGACGAAGAACUUCAAGAGUGGGAUCAGUUGAAAGAGAAUCAGAUCAAGUUUGGGAAGCCCAUUCCAGUCUUUGAUGCAGAAGAAUAUGGGAUUGCAGUGAAUCAGGAUGCAACGAAAGAUGGAGAGAACGACAAUGAGUAUGAAACAUGGGCAAACAACACACAAGACAUGGAUGAGGAGACUCGUUAUAGCCGGGUCCUUCCUCCUCCAGCAUCGAGCUUCAUUGAAGAAGACUCGCUCACAUCCGAGCUCUCCUCAGAAGAAGUGGUCCUGCGAGAAUCGAACAUUUCUGGUGAAGAUUAUGACACGGUGGAACUUCGGGGGCUCCCCGCUGCACUGAACUACAUCGUCAACGACUGGCAAGAUUGGUUGGAAGGCGACAUUGAAGAAUUUGUUCCGAUGAAGAAAGAAGAGUUUCCUCCCGAGUUGAUCGAGUGGCUGGAGGAGAAUCAGCACCAUGUCAACCCGAUGCUGCGGACUGGACUGAUCAAAGAAGGUUUCAUAAAACCUUUGCCACGCCCUCCGAGGCCACCGAAAGUUGUACAAGAAGACGCGCAGACGAAUCUGAAUGAAACGAGCUCAGUCGACGUUUCAAUGCCCAGGCCAGGUGGAAUUGUGCAAUGCGCUCCUUCGCAGAUCAAGAGUCCUCCAAUCCCCCUUCCGCCUUUCCUGCUGGAGCAAUUGGCGAUCAUCAGGAAGCAUGGCACGAGAGAGGAGAAGCUCGCAGAGGAGACUACGUUAGGAGGGGAGGCCGACGAGGAUCCCAGGAGACGACAGACCAUCACUCAGAGCAUGGCGGGUCUCGAUUUACGAAUGUUAGAAGACCACGGAGGGCUGGGAGGGUCGUCCGAGGGCGAGGAGCUGUCCUGGGCUGACAUUGCCAAGAGAUCAGCAGCUACUCCUCUUGAGGAUAUCACCAGAGACUUCACGGACAAAACUCAAGACAACUGA